GCUGAAUAACUGAGCCUUUAGUGCCCAUUGGACUGACACUGCUAGCCAGACAGAGGCUCUGCAUUCAAGACCUCGAUCAAGCUUGACUAAAAUUGCAGCAGCCUAGACAAGCAAUACGACCCACUGCCAGUCCUCUGCAACCCUGGAGUACUGACUGUCCUGACCCAGGUACUGCCACCCAUCUGAACACUCCCUUGGCAUGACGACGCUGCACUCCAGCACUCGACACCUCCACCUAGCCAGGCUGCUAUCAUGGAGGACGUGCUCGAAUCCGUUCAAUGGGAUCGGUCAGAACCUGCCAACAGCGACGUCCAAACCCUCGCCGCCGAAACGAGAGCUGCUGUCCAAUCCACUUCUCCACCACCUGCAACGGGUAGCGAUACACUGAUGGCGCAGUACACAGCUGAAGAAGCACCAAUCUUAUUCAACACCCAUCCUGCCAUGCGACCCACGAGUGAACAAGAUGAGCGGACGAAAAUUGCGUGCAUUGUCAGUGACCCGAUUCACGAAGCGCCUGGUACGCGCGACGCCUAUGUCUCCUACCUCAUCACCACCACCUCCACCUUUCCCGGUUUCCAAAAGCCAGAGUUUCGAGUGCGGAGACGCUACAAUGAUUUCGUCAUGCUACACACUGCGCUAAGCAAUAAUUAUCCAGCCUCUGUCGUACCCCCGCUUCCAGACAAACAUGCAUCCGCCUACCUCAAAGGCGGUCGCUUUGAUGCCGAAUUCACUGCUCGACGCUGUUUCUCACUCAACCGCUUUUUGCAUCGUUGCACCCUUCACCCAAAUCUCAAACGAGCGACGGAAUUGCAUACGUUCUUGGAGUCGCCAGACUGGCAUGCGUAUACGCGCACAAUGCAUCACACACGGCGCGGUACAAUGGAUGGUGCUUCAAGUAGUGGUAUGAUGGACGGCCUAACAGACUCGCUCAUGGGCGCCUUUUCGAAACUUGCCAAGACGGAUAAACGCUUUACGGAUGUCCGCGAGCGUUCAGAUAAGCUAAGCAAGGAUCUGGCAACAAUUGAGAAACUGGUAGGAAAAUUGGUACGGCGCGAGACGGAUGUGCAAGCGGAUUUUGAUGAAAUGGCAGGUCAUUUUGUCAAGUUGGCAGAGAUUGAGCCAGAGCUCGAUGAUGCCUUUCGUGCUUUUGCAAAAGCAAUGAGUGGCACGGCGCUGCAUGUUCGCGAUCUCAGAGCGCAUACUGAUGCGGCGUACUUGACGUCCCUACGUGAUCAAGCAUCAUACAAUACAACACUCAAGCAACUCCUCAAACUACGCGAUCAGAAACAGCUUGAUUUUGAAGCAUUGACGGAGUAUCAGCUCAAAACAACACUCGAGCGUGAUCAGCUCGCGAGUGGUCAACCGCACACAAACUUUAUCCAGCACAAGGUGGAGAACUUGCGUGGUUUGAAUCAUGAUGCUGUUCGCAAGGAAAAGCUACGCAAGCUGGAGACAAAAGUGCAUGAAUUACAGUCAGAAGUUGAAUCAGCGCGUCUUACGAGUGAAGCAUUUGACGAGGAGGUUGUGCGUGAGGUCAAGAUUUUCGAGAGUACAAAAGGCGUCGAGAUGAAGGCGAGCAUGCGGGACUUUGCACGCGCCAAUAUGGACUUCUACAAGAGUAUCAUCCAAGAGUGGGAGUCUGCUGGCAAGAGGCAAGAAGCAUAAUUACAGAAACACUCUAUCAUGAAUUUUACCAUCCAUUCCUCGCAUGGUGUAUGAGAGGACGCCUUCUGGCAAAAGCUCGAGUGUUCCGUAGUGGUGUUCUAGUUCAGUGA
Molecule: messenger RNA, 1775 nt
Organism: Protomyces lactucae-debilis
Lineage: Eukaryota; Fungi; Ascomycota; Taphrinomycetes; Taphrinales; Protomycetaceae
Product: PX domain-containing protein
Exons: 1
Coding region: 253-1665 (470 amino acids)
Biological process (GO): cytoplasm to vacuole targeting by the Cvt pathway; autophagy
Cellular component (GO): phagophore assembly site
Molecular function (GO): phosphatidylinositol binding
Source: RefSeq, a predicted model, not a curated record